Messenger RNA from Truncatella angustata, 315 nucleotides. RefSeq lists its product as uncharacterized. The record is from RefSeq and is a predicted model, not a curated record. Gene Ontology annotation, biological process: telomere capping. Gene Ontology annotation, molecular function: single-stranded telomeric DNA binding. NCBI's taxonomy places the organism in Eukaryota, Fungi, Ascomycota, Sordariomycetes, Amphisphaeriales, Sporocadaceae. Gene Ontology annotation, cellular component: CST complex. The transcript has 2 exons. The coding region runs from base 1 to 315 and encodes 104 amino acids.
AUGUCGAAUGGCCCACUACCGUCAGAAAGGUGUUUGCUCUCGGAGCUUCCCGCUCGCCAAGUGGGCGACAAACAUUCCUUUCCAUCAUCUUCGGGCAGCAAUACGGCUCUGGUAGAUGUCAAGCUACUUUUACACGGUCUGAGAAACGGUCAGACCGAUGUUGGCCAGUGGGUUCACGUCAUAGGUUAUAUCACGUCAAUGGUAAAAGCUAUAUCCAUCCAUACAAAACCAACUGUGCCGAAAACGAGUGUCCAGGCACUAGUCGUAUGGUCGGCCGAAGACUUUGACAUUGCAACUUACGAGAAGUCGUUCUAA